AUGUUGCGUAGCGGAAAACGUCCUGCGACAAACACGAAGAACAACACCAAAAUUGGUAGUUCUGCCUAUGCUGAUGAAACAGGCGAGAGCAAUUCUCAGCCUAUACUUCUUGAUGACCCUGACCCAAAACCUUCUCGCGAAAACAGGAAGUCUACCGCUGAAAAAAUUAAGGAAAAUACUAUAGACUUAGAAGUAGAAGACGAUUCAGAUAUUGAGGCCGAAAUCGAUCGACAGUAUGGUAACCACGUCGAUCGACCGGUGAAACCUGUCGUCGAUCAACUUUCAGAUAACCCUAUCGAUCGACAUUCCACUCAAUCCGAACCAACGAUUGAAAGAGUCUAUAGAACCCUACCCCCUUAUCCUCCUAAAACGCAGACUAAGAAAUCAUUAGAAUAUGCGAUCUGCAAGAAAGCAUUGGAUAGAAUUACUAUGGAGAUGUCCCUUAGUGAUGCUAUGAAAAUAGCACCUUCGAUAAAGAAGUGUGUGAAGGAUAUGACGUCUCCAAAUUAUCCAACUGCGGAACAAAGCGUGAUGAUGGUGUCAGAGGAAGUAAGUGCCAUGAUUCGAGGAGAAACUCCAAAUAAGAGGCCUGAUCCUGUAACCUUAGGAUAUAACGAGUUUAUGCCAACUCCGAUAACCUUGGUUCUAGCUGAUCGGUCUAUCAGGGUACCUGAAGGGAUUCUCGAAGACAUUCCCGCUAAUCAAGCAACCUUGAUAGAUGACCAAGCCUUCUAUGUGAAAGAAGUUUCUGAGCUAGAUAAGGAAUCUUUUAUAGACAUGUGCUCAGACGACCCCUUAGAAAAUGCUCUUACCAAUAUGGAAAAGAAAAUCUUCAGCAUAGAUAAUAGGACAGGCGAUUACGUGCGACUGAUGGAUGCAAGUAUCGAGGUUGCGAACAUCGAAGAAGAUGAUGACUCAAACAUUAUCGUCGAUCGAUACCUCAGAGAGGCCGUCGAUCGACAACCAUCUUCAUUAUCUAAUUGGUCUAAAGAGAAAGCACCAAAGGUUGAAUUAAAACCCCUCCCCAGUGGUCUUAAAUAUGCAUUUCUUUAUGACCAAUCCUACCUUGUUAUUGUCAAAGCCAAUCUCACUAGCGGAGAACUUGUGUUAUUAUUAAAUAAACAACGCAAGCACAGGAAAACAAUCGGGUAUUCUCUCGAUGAAAUUCCUGGUGUUUCUCCUGAUCUUUGCAUGCACCGUAUUCAUUUGGAAGACGACGCUAAAACGUCGAUAGAACAGCAAAGGAGAUUAAAUCCGAAUCUAAAGGAAGUAGUCAAAAAGGAAAUUAUUAAACUCAUAGAUACUGGAGUUAUCUAUCCUAUUUCGGAUAGUAAAUGGGUAAGCCCCGUACAUGUUGUACCCAAAAAGGGAGGUAUUACAGUAGUGAAGAACGAAAACGAUGAACUCAUCCCGACCCGUACCGUCACUGGACAUCGGAUGUGUAUCGACUAUAGGAAAUUAAAUGCCGCUACUAGGAAAGGUCACUUUCCCCUGCCCUUUAUUGAUCAAAUGCUGGAACGUUUAGCCAAUCACCAGUAUUACUGUUUUCUUGAUGGAUAUUCCGGAUUUUUUCAAAUUCCCAUACAUCCGAAUGAUCAAGAAAAGACAACCCUUACAUGCCUCAAUGGAACAUUUGCGUAUCGCAGAAUGCCAUUUGGUCUUUGUAAUGCAUCCACCACUUUCCAACGUUGCAUGAUGUCAAUUUUUACAGACAUGAUCGAGGACUUUAUGGAAGUUUUUAUGGAUGACUUUUCAUUCUACAGAUCAAAUUUUAAGAGUUGCCUCGAUAAGUUAUGCAAGGUAUUGGAAAGAUGCGAAGAAAAGAACCUUGUCCUAAAUUGGGAAAAAUGCCAUUUUAUGGUUAACGAUGGCAUCGUAUUAGGACAUAAGGUUUCCGCCGCUGGUAUAGAGGUAGACAGAGCUAAAAUCGAGGUGAUGACCGGUCUACCAGCACCCAAAAAUUUAAAAGACGUGCGAAGUUUUCUCGAACACACCGGCUUUUAUAGAAGGUUUAUACAAGACUUUAGCAAAAUUGCUAGACCUUUAAAUAACCUCUUGUGCAAGGAAGUAAAGUUCGAUUUUACACCAAAAUGCAUGAAAGCUUUCGAAGAUUUAAAAAAAUCCCUUAUAACUGCCCCCGUCGUUCAAGCCCCCGACUGGAAUCUCCCUUUCGAGAUCAUGUGCGAUGCGAAUGAUUUUGCGAUAGGAGCAGUUUUGGGCCAAAGAAAAGAUAAAAAGCUGCAUGCCAUCUACUACACCAGUCGUACGCUUGAUGAAGCGCAACGGAAUUAUGCAACAACAGAAAAAGAACUACUCGCCGUAGUUUAUGCAUUUGAAAAAUUCCGUCAAUAUCUAAUUGGCACACAUGUUAUAGUUCACACUGACCACGCUGCCAUUAAAUAUUUGAUGCAAAAGAAAGAUGCAAAACCUCGACUCAUACGCUGGAUUUUACUACUCCAAGAGUUUGAUAUUGAAAUUAAAGAUAAACGAGGAGUAGAUAAUGGAGUCGCUGACCAUCUUUCUCGGAUCAGAAUAGAGGAUAACAUCCCUACAGACGACUUCUUCCCAACAGAGAACGUUGCACAAAGAGACACAUCUUUCGUAGGUCAAAUUUCUCUCACUUCCGAUGAGACAUCGAUCGAUGCGAAAGAAAACAUAUCGAUCGAUUCCAGUAGUGAUACAUCGGUCGAUAACGACAAUAUCGCAACACCUUGA
This is a messenger RNA of Brassica napus (rape), 2715 nucleotides long. RefSeq lists its product as uncharacterized. Bases 1 to 2715 code for a protein of 904 amino acids. The record is from RefSeq and is a predicted model, not a curated record. The transcript has 3 exons. NCBI's taxonomy places the organism in Eukaryota, Viridiplantae, Streptophyta, Magnoliopsida, Brassicales, Brassicaceae.